Messenger RNA from Ostrea edulis (European flat oyster), 922 nucleotides. RefSeq lists its product as uncharacterized. The transcript has 5 exons. The record is from RefSeq and is a predicted model, not a curated record. NCBI's taxonomy places the organism in Eukaryota, Metazoa, Mollusca, Bivalvia, Ostreida, Ostreidae. Bases 166 to 621 code for a protein of 151 amino acids.
CGUAGUGGAUCUCCAUACGUAAAUAAAGGUAAACGUUUAGAGCGAAAGUAAUUUAAAACCUAAAUCAUGUCGUAACAUUAGUUGUCUCUCCUUCCAUUACCAUCAGGACAUAUUAAUGCUGUUAGCUGGUGAUUUUGAAUAGGUAUAACUGUUUAAGAACAGAUCAUGUACGAGGAAACUGCCAACAUAUUUGAUAACAACAACUCAUCUAGCGCCAUGGAUUUUGGGUCUGUCCAUAACCCCAAACGAAAGAGAAUAGACGACAUAUGUCCGGAACAAACCCCAGAAACAACACCCGUGUACAGGAAACAUUUAAUUCCGAUAAGUCGGAACAGCAGGGUUUACUCUACAACGGAUUGGAAAGACAGUGGUACCGCCAUUUUCUGUCCCGUCACAUGCGAUUUGUUUUUGAAUAUUCAUAAAUAUGACCAGAUCACCACUUCACAGGGAGAUUUCUUUGUUGGAGACGUUCAUGGAAAUUACGAAAAAACUACUUCAGGCAAUGUAGUUCACCUCUGGAAACAUGACAAAGUAGAACGACAGUUUUAUAUUGCCCAAUCACUGCUCUUCGCUGUGCCACAGGAUUUUGUUAUGAUGCAGAAAAUUUUGCAUUCCAUGUGAAGAAUACGUUGAUACCAGAAAGUUCUAAAUGUACGAUAAAUACACCAGGAGGUUCCAAAUCGUUUGAUAUUCCGAAUCAUCCGAUGUGCCAAAAACCACCAAUUUCAUACCAGGAUUCCACAGACAAUACAAGACUUUAUCAUUCCAUGUUGUGCAAUAAAGGCAGAUAAAGGCCUCAUAGCUACUUGUCACCAUGUCUCUUACUUCAUAUUGGAGAUAUAGACAUGGUAACUUAAUUGAAUGUCAAAGUUGUUUUUAUAUUCAUUACAAAACCUCAUUUAAAAUAUAUAAUCAGAGAAUU